UCCAAUCUUCCGCCGUAAACCCUAAAUCAAGAAAACUGGAAACCGAACCUCCGAUUGCUCUUGCUCAGAGCUCACUCGAGAAUCAAAGGGCGGCAGAGAGAAGGGUGGACAUGGCGGAGCGCUUCGACGAUGUGGUCAUUAAGUCACCCACCGACCGUAGAUUGUAUAGGAUCCUUCACCUUCCUAAUGGACUUUGCGCGCUGCUGGUACAUGAUCCCGAGAUUUACCCCGAAGGCCUUGAUGCGCCCCAUGACGGUGCCGUGGAGGAGGAUGCUUCCAUGGAUGAAUAUGAAGAAGAUGAUGAUGACGAUUGCGACGGGGUUGAUGAUGAUGAAGAGUACGAGUCGGAUGAGGAGGAUGAGUCGGAUGAGGGAGAGGACGGGGAGGGAGAAGGGGACGAGGGCCAAUCAAUGAUAAAGAGCAAGGGGAAACUUUCACACACCAAAAAGGUUGCUGCAGCAAUGUGUGUAGGAAUGGGUAGCUUCUCUGACCCAUAUAAUGCUCAGGGACUCGCCCAUUUCUUAGAGCAUAUGCUUUUCAUGGGGAGCAAAGAAUUUCCAGAUGAAAAUGAGUAUGAUAGUUAUGUGUCCAAGCAUGGGGGCUCAACAAAUGCUUACACCGAAACCGAAUACACUUGUUAUCACUUUGAAAUUAGUCGUGAGUACUUGAAGGGCGCCUUGAAAAGAUUUAGCCAGUUUUUUAUAUCUCCAUUGAUGAAGAUUGAGGCAAUGGAACGAGAAAUCUUGGCUGUUGAUUCAGAGUUUAACCAAGUACUACAAAGUGAUAAUGCACGUUUGCAACAACUUCAUUGCCAUGCAUCUACACCAGGUCACCUUUUCAACAGAUUCUAUUGGGGAAAUAAAAAGAGUUUGAUGGAUGCCAUGGAGCAUGGUGUCAAUUUGCAAGAAGAAAUCUCAAAACUAUAUAUGGAAAAUUAUCAUGCAGGAAUCAUGAAACUAGUUGUAAUAGGAGGAGAUCCCUUAGAUGUGUUAGAGAAUUGGGUAAUAGAGCUCUUCAGUAAUGUGAAAGCAGGCCCUUCAUUAAAGACAAACUAUAACACAGAUGUGCCAAUUUGGAAAGUGGGGAAGCUGUAUAGAUUAGAGGCAGUUAAGGAUGUACAUGUUCUGGAGUUGGCUUGGACACUUCCUUGUCUUCACAAUGAAUAUCUGAAGAAACCAGAAGACUAUUUAGCACAUUUGUUGGGCCAUGAGGGGAGGGGAAGCUUGCUCUAUUUGCUGAAAUCUAAAGGAUUGGCAAGUGCAUUAUCAGCUGGUGUUGGUGAAGAAGGAAUGAGCAGGUCCUCCAUUGCUUACAUUUUUGUCAUGUCCAUCUACCUCACUGAUUCAGGUCUAGAGAAGUUUGAUGAGGUAAUUGGGUUUGUAUAUCAGUAUAUUAAGUUGUUGCGCCAAACUUCCCCUCAAGAAUGGGUUUUUAAAGAACUUCAGGAUAUAGGAAAUAUGGAUUUUAGAUUCGCUGAGGAGCAACCACAGGAUGAUUAUGCAGUAAAUCUAGCAGAAAAUUUCUUUUUUUAUUCAAAAGAGCAUAUUAUUUCUGGAGAAUAUGCUUUUGAGCAAUGGGAUCCUGAGUUGGUGCAGAACAUUUUGAGUCUUUUCUCACCAGAAAAUAUGAGAGUUGUCGUACUCUCAAAAUCAUUUGAUAAACAGUCACAAGCCAUCCAAUACGAGCCAUGGUUUGGGUCCCAAUACAUUGAAGAAGACAUUUCACCAUCUCUUCUCAAGCUUUGGGGAAAUCCUCCUGAAAUUGCAUCAUCUUUGCAUUUGCCUUCGAGGAAUGACUUCAUCCCUUCUGACUUUUCACUUCGAAAUGCUAAUAUAUCAAAAAACCUAUCAAAUAUUAGUUUCCCUCAGUGCAUUAUUGACAAUCCGCUAAUGAAACUCUGGUAUAAGAUGGACACGACGUUUAAUGUCCCCCGUGCAAAUGUGUACUUUUUGAUCACAGUAAAGGAUGGAUAUAGCAGUAUCAAAAAUUGUGUGUUGACAGAGCUUUUCAUAAAUCUUCUCAAAGAUGAGCUAAAUGAAAUCAUAUAUCAGGCUGGAGUGGCUAAACUGGAAACUUCUUUGUCAUUUGUUGGUGAUAAGCUCGAGUUGAAGUUGUCUGGUUUCAGUGACAAACUACCGAUCUUGCUAUCAAAGAUAUUGAACUUGUCCAAAACAUUUAUGCCAAAAAAUGAUCGAUUUAAGGUUAUUAAGGAGGACAUGGAGAGAAAAUUCAGAAACUACAAUAUGAAACCUUUGAGCCAUUCUUCCUACCUGAGGAUACAGUUAUUGCGUCGUAAAUUCUGGGGUGUGGAGGACAAACUUUCCUGUCUCUUGCAUCUUACGCUUUCCGACUUAAUUGAGUUUAUUCCAAGACUUCUAUCUCAGUUAUAUAUUGAGGGCCUCUGCCAUGGAAAUUUAUCUGAAAAGGAGGCAAUUGAAAUAUCAAAUAUCUUUACCGAUACCUUCUCCGUAGAACCUAUACCUGCAGAGUUACGACAUAAAGAGAGUGUUCUCUGCCUUCCGUCUACUAGUAAUCUGAUCAGAAGUGUUCUUGUAAAGAAUGCCCAAGAAGUGAACUCUGUGGCCGAGCUUUAUUUUCAAAUUGAACAAGAUGUGGGGAUCGAAGCCACUAGAUUAAGAGCCAUCACGGAUCUUUUCAGCAACAUUAUAGAAGAACCGUGCUUCAAUCAGCUUAGGACAAAGGAGCAGCUCGGUUAUGUCGUUGAAUGUAGCCCGAGGAUGACCUACCGUGUUUUGGGAUAUUGCUUUCGCGUUCAAUCCUCAGAAUAUAGUCCGAUACACUUGCACGGCAGGAUAGACAACUUCAUCAACGGUCUUCAAGAUUUACUGGAAUCUCUUGACGACGAAUCUUUUGAGAGCCAUAGAAGUGGACUUAUAGCAGAAAAGUUGGAGAAGGAUCCAUCACUUUCAUACGAGACGGGAAAUUAUUGGGAUCAAAUUGUGGACAAAAGGUAUCUGUUUGACAUAUUGAAAUUGGAAGCUGAAGAACUGAAGAGUGUCAAAAAGAGCGAAGUUAUCGAUUGGUUCAAUGAAUAUUUGAGGCCAGAGUCCUCAAAAUGCCGAUGGCUCGCUGUUCACGUCUGGGGCUCCAGAACAAACUAUAAAGAAGAAGCACUUUUGCUUGGUAAAUUGGGUAAGGUCAUCGAAGACGUGGAUCUAUUCAAAUCGACAUCGAACUUCUAUUCGAGUCUCUGUUGAAUAACCCUCAAACAGCUAGAGUGUGAAAAAAAAGGCAUUCAACGUUCCUUUUAAUACCAUUUUGUAAAAUUGCCAAUUCUUUUCUUUAUUGUAAACUGAUCCCCUUCCCUUA
Zingiber officinale is the source of this 3330-nucleotide messenger RNA. Its product is annotated as nardilysin-like. NCBI's taxonomy places the organism in Eukaryota, Viridiplantae, Streptophyta, Magnoliopsida, Zingiberales, Zingiberaceae. The transcript has 19 exons. Gene Ontology annotation, cellular component: cytosol. The coding region runs from base 111 to 3218 and encodes 1035 amino acids. Gene Ontology annotation, molecular function: metalloendopeptidase activity; metal ion binding. Gene Ontology annotation, biological process: proteolysis. The record is from RefSeq and is a predicted model, not a curated record.